AUGGUACUGACGCUUUCUGGAUCUGCUCUGCUCAGCUCCGCCUCCAGGAUCUUUCUCCAGCAGCGGGCGCCUGUUAAGCACUUGCACACGAGCGUGAAGAACCAAUAUGCAGCAGCUUCUAAAGCCAAUUCGCCCCCUCCUGCUGAGGGAUUCAUGCCCGGUGUUGCCAACUCAAAGCUAAUUAAGAACACGCAUCACGAAGCCUUGAAGAAUCCUGAGCUUGCCAGCGUCGCCAAUGGAGAGACCAAGAAGAUGAACACAUUCCAGGCGGUCAACGAUGCCAUGGGUAUUGCCCUGGCUACCGACAAUACUGCCUGUGUCUUUGGAGAGGAUGUGGCCUUUGGAGGCGUCUUUCGCUGCACAAUGGGCCUCGCAGAGAUGUUUGGUCGCGAUAGGGUUUUCAACACGCCCUUGACAGAGCAGGGUAUUGCUGGAUUCGGUAUCGGUAUGGCCGCCAUGGGUUCGACCGCCAUUGCCGAGAUCCAGUUCGCAGACUACAUCUUUCCAGCCUUUGACCAACUGGUCAACGAGGCUGCCAAGUAUCGCUAUAGAUCUGGUGGCGAGUUCAAUGUCGGUGGAUUGUGUAUUCGAACCCCAUGUGGUGCUGUCGGACACGGUGGCCACUACCACUCGCAGAGUCCCGAGGCCUACUUUGCACACACGCCCGGUCUCAAGGUCGUGAUCCCACGCAGCCCCAUCCAGGCCAAGGGUCUACUCCUGGCUUCUAUCCGUGACCGUAAUCCCGUCAUCUUUAUGGAACCCAAGAUCCUUUACCGUGCCGCAGUCGAGAUGGUUCCUGUGGGUGAUUAUGAGUUGCCGUUGGGCAAAGCCGAGAUUUUGACCGAGGGCAAGGAUCUGACGAUUGUCGGAUGGGGCGCACAGCUCUACGUCCUCGAGAACGCGAUCCAGCUGGCCAAGUCGAGGAUGCCGGGCCUGUCGGUCGAGUUGAUUGACCUCCGUUCGAUCUUGCCCUGGGAUGUCGAGGCCGUCUGCAACUCUGUAAACAAGACUGGACGUCUCUUGAUCGCCCACGAGGCCCCCAAGACCCAGGGCUUUGCAGCCGAAAUUACCAGCACUGUUAUGGAAAGAUGCUUUUUGCGUCUAGAGGCUCCCAUCCAGCGUGUGACCUCUUAUGAUAUUCCUUUCCCAUUGAUCUUUGAAAAGUUCCAUGUCCCCGACAUGAUCCGCUGCGUUGAGGGUAUCGAACAUGUCAUGAAGUUCUAA
Molecule: messenger RNA, 1224 nt
Organism: Gamsiella multidivaricata
Lineage: Eukaryota; Fungi; Mortierellomycota; Mortierellomycetes; Mortierellales; Mortierellaceae
Product: thiamine diphosphate-binding protein
Exons: 7
Coding region: 1-1224 (407 amino acids)
Biological process (GO): response to nutrient; branched-chain amino acid catabolic process
Molecular function (GO): catalytic activity
Source: RefSeq, a predicted model, not a curated record